AUGGAGAGCACAUGGAAUUUGUCUACCCCAAUCGAUUCGGUUCUCUUUAGCAACCACAUGCUGAUUCCUAUGGGACCAAUCAGAGAUAGUCCAAUUGAGGUUGCGGACACCAAGACACAACCAUCAUGCGAUGAGACUCCUCUUCCAGAGAGCUUAGCCAAAUCAACACUCCCUCAACGCCAAGUCCCAUCGAGCCAUGAACUCGAGACUUCCGAAAACUUGGAAGUUGACGAGAUGCAAAACGAGGCACCAGACAGGUUGCAAAACGAACCUCGAAACAAAUUGCGAGAGGAUCCGCAAGACGAGCCACAAACCGACGCUUCUAAGAACAACCAAGGUCUUCGAACCGCUGCUGGAGAACUCCCUCUCAAGUCAGUCGCCGAGAUCAUUGCCAAGAUCAGAACCCCAAUAGGAAGUAACACCUUCCAAGGUAGGCUGAGGAACCAGUUCGGACCCAACCUCCACAGCAUUAUCUACGCCCUGCGCUCGGCUCUCUUCCUAGUGCGAUCCUCGCUCGAGAUCAUCAAGCAUGGCCUCAACAAGGACCACCUAUUGACAGCUACGAUCCUUACUCGUGAGGGCGACACGAUGACCGACAAUCAACACAUCGCACUAGACUGCGUUGUUCGGCGUAUGACCUCGCUGUCUGAGAUUGGGCGAGAUGUCCUUGGCAAGAGCAUAUGGGCCCACCUACUGGAUGUUACCCAUUACGCAGUACUUGGCUGGGGACAAGCAUCCGGCGGACUUCAUCAGAAGCUAUGGGGCCGUCUCGAUAACUACCCGUUGUUGGAGGCUGAGCUAGAGAACGCCGUCGAGGUACUGGAAGACUUUAUUCCGGAUCUUCAGGCCCUGUGGGAGGCAGAUGGUUGGCUACUCGGUGAAGCGGGCAACCGGUCGUUCUUCAUAAAGCCUCCAGAGCCCACGCCCCCAACACCGCCUGAAUCGGAUUAUGAUUGGGAGGUAGUGGUUCCGCGGGAGCCUGCUGCGGCGUCUGAGCAUGAUUCCAUGGAGCAAGAUUCUGUGGAGCACGAUGCUCCGGAGCUGAUUCCAUACCCUCCACCCAGCUGGCGACGGCGCGUGUUCGACUUCGUGAUGAGGAGCGGGUGGAUCCGUCGGAGGGUCGAAAAGCUCAUGUGGUUUCUCUAUGAGUGGAUCUAUGAGAAUGGUGAGCUAGAUCAGGUUUAG
Messenger RNA from Mytilinidion resinicola, 1185 nucleotides. RefSeq lists its product as uncharacterized. The transcript has 2 exons. Lineage: Eukaryota; Fungi; Ascomycota; Dothideomycetes; Mytilinidiales; Mytilinidiaceae. The record is from RefSeq and is a predicted model, not a curated record. The coding region runs from base 1 to 1185 and encodes 394 amino acids.